UACAUCACCGUUGACGAGGAGGCGGGCAGGGCGCUGUUUUACGUGUUUGUGCAGAGCACCAGCCGGCCCAGGACCGACCCGCUGGUGCUCUGGCUCAACGGCGGCCCCGGCUGCUCCUCGCUGGGUGGUGGCUUCCUGGCUGAGCUGGGGCCCUUCUACCCCACCCCUGGCGGCAAGCAGCUCAUCCCAAACCAAUUUGCCUGGAACAGCGUGGCUAAUGUGCUGUACCUGGAGAGCCCAGCCAUGGUGGGGUUCUCCUACUCCAAUACCUCAGCAGACGCCCGUGUGGGCGACCGGCGCACCGCCGCCGACUCCCGAGAGUUCCUGCUCCGCUGGUUCGACCGCUUCCCUCAGUACCGCUCCCACAAGUUCUGGCUGUCUGGCGAGAGCUACGCGGGCCACUACGUGCCCGACCUGGCUGAUGAGAUCCUGCGGGGCAACCGGCGCCUGUGCCGGCACGGGCCGGCAGGCAAUGCAUGGAGCGACGCCACCAUGGACAAUCGGGCUGCCGUUGAUUUCUGGUGGAGCCACGGAGUGACGAGCGGGGAGGCCACCAAUGGCAUGGCAUCCACCUGCGACUUCAGCAAAGUGGGGCCGCUGCUGGCUGAGGAGGUGAGGAGGCAGGGCGGGGUGGACCCACCGCCACCCGCUGCCGCUGCGCUCCCCCAGCCUGGGCUGAGCAGGCAACGCGGUGACUGGUCCUGA
Molecule: messenger RNA, 705 nt
Organism: Chlorella variabilis
Lineage: Eukaryota; Viridiplantae; Chlorophyta; Trebouxiophyceae; Chlorellales; Chlorellaceae
Exons: 6
Biological process (GO): proteolysis
Molecular function (GO): serine-type carboxypeptidase activity
Source: RefSeq, a predicted model, not a curated record